GAGCUGACAUAGUUACCACCAGCCUUUGGCUGGGAGAAGCUGGGGGUGAAAGUCUUAGAGCAAUGACUUGCAGAAUGGUCACCUCACCCACCAGCGAUUUCACUGUGCCGACAGGUGGACCCCGUGGAAGCAGAACCUCCCCGAGGCAGUUUGUUUUUGUGUAGGAACAGGUGGCAGAUUAGCAGGGGACAGAGCAAGUGGAAGGGAGCUGCUUCAGAAAUGUGUCAAAGAAAAGUGAAAAUGCAACCUAGCGGUAUAUGAAGAGGGAAGGAAGAAAUAAGACAAGCACUGUCAGUCGGGAGGACACCGAACAGCUGCUCGGAGCUGCAUCUAUCAAGAUGAUUCUGAAUGCUGGAGAAAAAUGUAAGUUAAAUCUAUCCACACUCUGAUCAGACCUCAAGAGACAUUUUACUCGUUUCCUGGUUUUGAAUGAUGGGUUCUUGGAAGCACUGUCUUUUUAGUGUGUUUCUUAUUACUGCUCUGAUUUUUAUCUUUUUUUACAACAACGAGUUAGGGGAAAAGAAACGUUUUCUGAGGGCAGCUCUGUCCAAUGCUUUCCUGUUAGGAGAAGCCUGUCAUCAGAUUUUUAAGGGGAAGGUUUUUUACCUAACAGAAAAUGCAUUGAAAACUACCCUUGAUGAAGCUACCUGUUAUGAGUACAAGGUUCAAAGUCAUUAUAUAACAGAACCACUCUCUGAAGAAGAGGCUGCGUUUCCUUUAGCGUACAUAGUGACCAUCCACAAAGACUUUGGCACUUUUGAGAGGCUCUUUAGGGCGAUUUAUAUGCCCCAAAAUGUCUACUGUGUGCACCUGGAUCAGAAGGCGACAGAUGCAUUUAAAGAUGCAGUGAAACAACUCCUGAGCUGCUUCCCCAAUGCUUUCCUGGCUUCCAGGCUGGAGCCAGUGGUCUACGGUGGAAUCUCCAGGCUCCAGGCUGACCUGAACUGCCUUCGAGACCUUGUCCUUGCCGAGGUUCCCUGGAAGUACACUAUCAACACCUGCGGGCAAGAUUUCCCCUUGAAAACCAACAGGGAAAUAGUUCAGUAUCUGAAAGGAUUUAAAGGGAAAAACAUCACCCCAGGGGUGCUGCCCCCUGAUCACGCCAUUGGACGGACUAAAUAUGUCCAUCGAGAACUAUUAAACAACAAACAUUCCUACGUGCUUAAAACAACAAAAUUAAAAACUCCUCCUCCUCACAAUAUGACCAUUUACUUUGGCACCGCCUAUGUGGCCCUCACAAGGGAAUUUGCCAACUUUGUCCUCCAAGACCAGCAUGCACUCGACUUACUCUCCUGGUCUCAGGAUACGUACAGCCCCGAUGAACACUUCUGGGUAACGCUCAAUAGGAUUCCUGGUGUCCCUGGCUCUAUGCCAAACGCAUCCUGGACCGGUAACCUCAGAGCGAUAAAAUGGAGUGACAUGGAGGACAGACACGGAGGCUGCCACGGCCAUUAUGUACAUGGCAUUUGUAUCUAUGGAAACGGAGACUUAAAGUGGCUGGUAAACUCACCAAGCCUGUUUGCUAACAAGUUCGAGCUUAAUACGUAUCCCCUUACCGUGGAAUGCCUAGAACUGAGGCUUCGAGAAAGAACCCUCAAUCAGAGUGAAAUUGCGAUACAACCCAGCUGGUAUUUUUGAUCUGUGACAACUCAUGGCUGAAGGGAAACUGCAGCUGGGAAGAAGAGAUGUCUUUGUGAGAGACUUUCACCUUGGUGAUGUAAUGGUUUCAGGAUCACAAUGAUGGCUUCAGGACCUGGCUCCAUCAUUAUACUUAAAAUAUCCCCUAGACACUGUGAAACACACAAGCAGGAUGGCCGGGUGGAGCUGUCCGGCACUCUGGACAGUCUUGCUGUUUCCUCAUGCUCACCUCUAUUCUCACUUAUUGUUAGGAUCAAUGAUAAAUUUAAAUGUCAGGAGAUCUUUGCACCAGAUACUUAAUAUAUAAACAUGUUCUAAUUAAAAGGAGAAUUGUAGAUGAUACUAUUUAGGAAAAUAAGAAUUAGGUUUCUUUGAAAAAGGCAUCUUUUAGAACACAUUACUAGUCACCACUUCUUGCACAAAUGUAAACAUUGAAACAGCUUUGUGGGUAACUCACCAAUUUCCUUUACAACGUAAGCUACUAGCAUUGAGUUUCAACACUAGCAUUUUAAGUUUACCCACAUCCAAAGUUCUGUAUAUAGAUGGUGUAAAAUCAUUAACAAGACACAGUGUGUGUUUUAAGACAGAAGUCAUUGCUGUUUCAGUAGAAGGGCCUCGGGGAGCAGAACAUUUUUCUAUUAUAUGCCAGAAUGUACUCUUCCCUCUCUCAUGUUUUCCACUGAAAACACUGAAAAGUCCUCGUGAGUAUGAAGAUAUGUCUAUAAGAGAUGGGCUGUUACAUAAAUCUCACUACCGGAAUACCUUAGCAUGAAUCACUUUCCUCUUCUGGGAUCCCCUCUCCCCAAUAUUAUCUUACUUGCAAAACAGAGACCAAAUUCUAUUCUUCUAAGUGAGGCUCUUAACUAUACCCUAGUAUUCUCUGAGUAGUUUUACAAUGCCCACUGCUGAUAGGAAUGCCUAAUUUUUAAGAGCUUUCAAUUAUGGGUGAGCACAUUUAUUUACCUCUCAUUUAUUCACCCAUUCAUUCUUUCAGCCUGCAAUCAAUUAAUCUUUCCUGAGUGACUACUAUGUACCAGAUGUGCUGAGAGAAGAGAAGGAAAAAUAAGACAGAACUUUUUUCACUCUAAAAAUUUUAAGAAUAAUGUCAACCUUGGAUGUUGCUCUGGAGAAUCUUAGAUAAUGACCACACAUUGUUAUGCAGGGCUAUGUGUUGUAGUAUCAAGCCAAAGAUAUCAGUAAUAAUUAUAAAUUGAAGGUUAAAUCAAAGAUCAUUGCACAGAUGGGGGGAAGGAGGAGACAGAAGCUGAAGCCUCUUGUGGGCUAGGCAUUCUGUAGUUCUGUUAUAAAUCUCGUUUCAUGCAAACCUCACAACAGUCAUGUGAGCUUCUCAUGAUUACACCCAUUUUACAGAUGAAGUAACUGAAGCUAAGCAUUUCAUAUUUCCCAAUUUUCCUGUCUGAGAAUUGGGAUUCUCUUUCUGGUCUUCUCAGUUCAUUUCCUAAGGUGGAAUAUUGAGAGAAGGUGAAAUAAAGCCAUAUUUAGUGUAUCAGAGAAGGUAGGUUUUAAGAUGGGUCUCGGUGUUGAGAAAAAGGCACCCCAGGAAAAUGUGAAGUCUGCAUUAAUAUUCCUCUUAUCCACUGAGUUCCUAAAUAUUUAUUUAUUCUAAUGAAAAACGAUUGUUAAAACUGUUACAUUUAAUUAACACAGUUUUAUUUUUUUAUAACUGUACCUGUUGAAUGUUAAUCAUAUUUAAAGGGAAUGACUUUGAAGUAAAAUCUUUAACCUUUUUUUCCUGCUACUGAAAUAAAAAUGGAAUUGUGUUUGAUGGUAAAGGGUUGAGGGGUUGGGAACGUAUCCAGGAUCAGUGGUGAACUCUAAAUAUUUUCUCUUUUCAACCUAUUAUUUAAAAUGACAGCACCUGAGGAGAAGAAAUGUUUUACACUGGAUCUUUAUUAUGUAGAAGGAGAAAUCUUUCUGGAAUAGAAGAUGUUUACGUGUGUGGCUGGUCAUCUCUCCUACGUCUUAAAUACUUUAAUAUUGGAAGAGCAUAGUGUUUGGGCUGGUGGGUUUCUGACAGCCCGUAGGAAUACCCUUAAACUGCUGUACCUGUCUUUUAUUUUCAGUGAUGGUCCAUGUUUUGUUUUCAUGGAAAUAAAUUAAUAUAUUGUUUUCCA
This is a messenger RNA of Nycticebus coucang (slow loris), 3773 nucleotides long. It is a transcript of the gene GCNT2, whose product is annotated as glucosaminyl (N-acetyl) transferase 2 (I blood group). Gene Ontology annotation, cellular component: membrane. The transcript is spliced from 3 exons. Gene Ontology annotation, molecular function: acetylglucosaminyltransferase activity. Gene Ontology annotation, biological process: transforming growth factor beta receptor signaling pathway. Bases 430 to 1638 code for a protein of 402 amino acids. Lineage: Eukaryota; Metazoa; Chordata; Mammalia; Primates; Lorisidae. The record is from RefSeq and is a predicted model, not a curated record.